AUGAGCAACCUGGUAAUGAAGGAUUCAGUCCAGAAUGAAUUGAGAGUCGAAUUCAAUCCUCCAGACAUCAUCACGACACCCUCUGUGCCCUCCACAAUGACUGAGCCCACCAAGAUCAGCAUCUUAGGUCGGGAGAGCAUUGUCGCUGAUUUUGGUCUGUGGCGCAACUACGUCGCAGCAGACCUGGUCAACGGCUUGCCCUCGACCACCUACGUUCUCAUCACCGAUACCAACCUCGGUUCCAUCUAUACUCCUAGUUUCCAAAAAGCCUUCGAAGCCGCGGCCGCCUCCGUCUCCCCCGCUCCCCGUCUUUUGGUCUACAAUGCUGCUCCCGGUGAAAGCUCAAAAUCCCGCCAGACCAAGGCCGACAUUGAAGAUUGGAUGCUGAGCCAGAGCCCGCCAUGUGGCCGUGAUACAGUUGUUAUUGCGCUGGGUGGUGGUGUUAUUGGUGACCUGACUGGAUUCAUCGCCGCAACCUACAUGCGCGGUGUUCGCAUUGUUCAGGUCCCCACUACUCUGCUCGCCAUGGUAGACUCCUCUAUUGGAGGCAAGACUGCCAUUGACACACCUCUGGGAAAGAACUUGAUAGGCGCCAUCUGGCAGCCGUCAAGGAUCUACAUCGAUCUUGAGUUCUUGGAGACUCUCCCUGUGCGCGAGUUCAUCAACGGUAUGGCAGAGGUUAUUAAGACUGCCGCAAUUUCGAGUGAAGAAGAAUUCACUGCGCUGGAGGACAACGCGGAUCUCAUUUUGAAUGCUGUCCGUAGCGAGGCUAAGCCUGGCCACGGCCGUUUCGACGGUAUCCGUGACAUUCUAAAGGCUAGAAUUCUGGCCUCGGCUCGCCACAAGGCCUUCGUUGUGUCUGAAGAUGAACGUGAGGGUGGCCUCCGAAACCUUUUGAACUGGGGUCACUCCAUUGGUCACGCCAUUGAGGCCAUUUUGACCCCCCAGAUCCUACACGGAGAGUGUGUUGCCAUUGGUAUGGUCAAAGAGGCUGAGCUGGCCCGGCACCUGGGAAUUCUUAAGGGUGUUGCGGUGGCCCGUAUCGUUAAGUGUAUUUCAGCCUAUGGUCUCCCCACUUCGAUGAAGGACUCCCGUGUGCGCAAGUUGACUGCGGGUAAGCACUGCUCUGUCGACCAGCUGAUCUUCAACAUGGCCCUUGACAAGAAGAACGACGGACCUAAGAAGAAGGUUGUCCUGCUGUCUGCCAUUGGACGCACUCACGAGCCCAAGGCUAGUGUCGUCUCGAACCAAGAUAUUGCUAUUAUUCUAGCUCCUAGCGUUGAGGUUCACCCUGGUGUGCCCAAGACUCUCAACGUGACUUGCACACCCCCAGGAUCAAAGUCUAUCUCUAACCGUGCAUUGGUGCUUGCUGCCCUCGGUUCAGGGACUUGCCGUGUCAAGAACCUCUUACACUCCGAUGAUACUGAGGUCAUGCUGAACGCUCUGGAGCGUCUUGGAGCUGCAACCUUCUCCUGGGAAGAAGAGGGUGAGGUCCUCGUUGUAAAUGGAAAGGGUGGAAACAUUGUUGCCAGCCCAUCAUCUCUGUACCUGGGUAAUGCCGGAACUGCUUCCCGAUUCUUGACCACUGUGGCCACUCUCGCUACACCGAGCACUGUUGACUCAAGCAUUUUGACCGGUAACAACCGAAUGAAGCAAAGACCCAUUGGCGAUCUUGUAGAUGCUCUGACUGUCAACGGCGCUGGCGUUGAGUACAUGGAACGCAAGGGCAGUCUGCCUCUCAAGAUUGCCGCUUCUGGUGGCUUUGCUGGAGGCAACAUCAACUUGGCUGCUAAGGUCUCUUCUCAGUAUGUGUCAUCGCUGCUCAUGUGUGCUCCCUACGCCAAGGAGCCUGUGACCUUGAGACUGGUUGGAGGCAAGCCCAUCUCUCAGCCAUACAUUGACAUGACCACCGCCAUGAUGCGAUCUUUCGGUAUCGAUGUGGUCAAGUCCACCACCGAGGAGCACACCUACCACAUUCCCCAGGGCCACUACGUGAACCCUGCUGAGUACGUCGUUGAGAGCGAUGCUAGCUCCGCCACCUACCCUCUCGCAAUUGCGGCCAUCACCGGCACAAAGUGUACCGUUCCCAACAUUGGCUCUAAGUCGCUCCAGGGUGAUGCUCGUUUCGCUGUUGAUGUUCUCCGGCCUAUGGGCUGCAUUGUUGAGCAAAGCGACAGCUCCACCACUGUCACCGGACCCAGCAGUGGCAUUCUCCGUCCCCUGCCCAACGUGGACAUGGAGCCUAUGACUGAUGCUUUCCUCACUGCCUCUGUUCUUGCAGCUGUCGCCCGAGGUGAGGGCUCCAAUCACACAACUCGCAUCUACGGAAUUGCAAACCAGCGUGUCAAGGAAUGCAACCGUAUUAAGGCCAUGAAGGAUGAAUUGGCUAAGUUUGGUGUUGUCUGCCGUGAACAUGAUGACGGUCUUGAAAUCGAUGGUAUUGAUCGCUCCACUCUUCGUUUGCCCUCCGGCGGCAUCUACUGCUACGAUGAUCACCGUGUCGCUUUCAGUUUCAGCGUUUUGUCCCUUGUUGCUCCUCAAUCCACUCUCAUCCUCGAGAAGGAAUGUGUCGGUAAAACUUGGCCGGCAUGGUGGGACGCUUUGAAGCAGAUCUGGGGUGUGAGCCUUGACGGAAAGGAGUUGAAAGAAGAAGAGUCGGCUGUUACAACUCAAGAAGAAAAAGCCAGUGCAUCUAUCUUCAUCAUCGGCAUGCGUGGCGCUGGAAAGACUACCACCGGCAGCUGGGUUGCCAAGAGUUUGGAUCGGCCCUUCAUCGAUCUUGAUAACGACCUUGAGGCGACUGAGGGUAUGACUAUCCCUGAGAUGAUUAAGCAGCGCGGCUGGGAAGGAUUCCGUGAUGCAGAGCUCGCUACUCUUAAGCGUUGUAUGCAAGAUCGACCAAACGGACAUGUUUUCGCUUGCGGUGGUGGUGUGGUUGAGAUGCCUGAGGCGCGAAAACUUCUUACUGAAUGGCACCAGAGCAAGGGCAAUGUUCUUUUGGUCAUGCGCGAUAUCCAGCUUGUCAUGGAUUUCUUGAACAUCGACAAGACCCGUCCCGCCUACGUGGAGGACAUGAUGGGCGUGUGGCUGCGCCGCAAGCCUUGGUUCCAGCAAUGCAGCAACAUCCAGUACUACAGCCAGCAUUCUGACUCAUCCGAACUUGCUCUGGCAUCGGAAGACUUCAACCGCUUCAUGAAGGUGGUUACCGGUCAAGUCGAUCCACUUGAGGCCAUCAAGAAGAAGGAGCACAGUUUCUUCGUCUCCUUGACACUACCCGAUCUGCGUGAGUGCAGUGAGAUUCUGACUCAAGCUUGCAUUGGAUCUGAUGCUGUGGAGCUGCGGGUUGACCUGCUGAAGGAUCCCAAGGCGGAUGGUGACAUUCCUUCUGUGGACUAUGUCAACGAGCAAAUGUCCUUCCUCCGGAAGCGCGUUUCUCUUCCCCUUAUCUUCACUAUCCGCACCAAGAGCCAAGGCGGUCGCUUCCCCGAUGAUGCUCAUGAUGCUGCUAUGCAACUGUACCGGUUAGCCUUCCGCGCCGGUGCUGAGUUUGUGGAUCUUGAGAUUGCCUUCCCUGAGGAGAUGCUCCGCGCUGUCACCGAGAUGAAGGGUCACUCUAAGAUCAUCGCAUCUCACCACGACCCACUUGGAAAGCUGUCAUGGAGCAACAUGUCUUGGAUCCCAUCCUAUAAUCGCGCUCUCGAGUACGGUGAUGUGAUCAAGCUCGUCGGCGUUGCCAACAGCCUCGAUGAUAAUACUGCUCUGCGCAAGUUCAAGAACUGGGCAGCGCAGGCACACGACAUUCCCUUGAUUGCUAUCAACAUGGGUGACAACGGUCAGCUUAGCCGUAUUUUGAAUGCCUUCAUGACCCCUGUGUCUCACCCGAGCCUGCCCUUCAAGGCGGCACCCGGUCAGCUGUCCGCAACUGAGAUCCGAAGAGGCCUCUCGCUUAUGGGUGAGCUCAAGACCCAGAAGUACGCUAUCUUUGGCUCUCCUGUGACCCAGUCCCGAUCGCCCGCUCUCCACAACACCCUUUUCGCCGAGAUGGGACUGCCUCAUGAGUAUGGACGUAUCGAGACCACCAAUGUGGAAGAUGUCAAGGACUUCAUUCACGCCCCCGACUUUGGCGGCGCCUCCGUGACCAUCCCUCUCAAGCUCGACAUCAUGCCUCUUCUGGAUGAGGUCGCCCAGGAGGCCGAGAUUAUCGGUGCCGUCAACACCAUUGUUCCCGUGGACAACGCCGGCCAGCGCAAGCUCGUCGGUUACAACACCGACUGGCAGGGCAUGAUUCAAUCCCUGCGCAAUGAGGGUAUCUACGGUUCAACAGGCAGUGACAGCGCCAUGGUCAUUGGCGGCGGUGGUACUGCCCGCGCUGCCAUCUUUGCCCUUCACCACAUGGGUUACUCCCCGAUCUACGUUGUCGGACGCACUGCCAGCAAGCUUGAGGGUAUGGUUUCGACUUUCCCUACCAGCUACAACAUUCGCGUUGUGGACAACCACGCUCAGCUGGAUACCGUUCCCCGGGUCGCUGUCGGCACUAUCCCUGCUGACCGUCCCAUUGAUCCCGCCAUGGCUGAGACCCUCACCCACAUGUUCGAGCGUGCCAAGACUGAAGGUAAAUCCGAGGGGUCUCCUCGCGUACUCCUCGAGAUGGCCUACAAGCCUUCCGUGACAGCGUUGAUGGACCUGGCUGCCGCUGCGGGCUGGAAGACCAUUCCCGGUCUGGAGGUCCUUGUUGGUCAAGGCGUGCAUCAGUUUGAGCACUGGACUGGUAUCACACCCCUGUACAACGUCGCUAGAGAUGCGGUCAUGGGUGUCAAAUCGAUUGAAUAA
Penicillium pulvis is the source of this 4830-nucleotide messenger RNA. Its product is annotated as pentafunctional protein ARO1. The coding region runs from base 1 to 4830 and encodes 1609 amino acids. The record is from RefSeq and is a predicted model, not a curated record. The transcript is spliced from 5 exons. Gene Ontology annotation, cellular component: cytoplasm. Gene Ontology annotation, molecular function: 3-dehydroquinate dehydratase activity; shikimate kinase activity; 3-phosphoshikimate 1-carboxyvinyltransferase activity. NCBI's taxonomy places the organism in Eukaryota, Fungi, Ascomycota, Eurotiomycetes, Eurotiales, Aspergillaceae. Gene Ontology annotation, biological process: chorismate biosynthetic process; aromatic amino acid biosynthetic process.